Molecule: messenger RNA, 473 nt
Organism: Guillardia theta CCMP2712
Lineage: Eukaryota; Cryptophyceae; Pyrenomonadales; Geminigeraceae
Exons: 2
Coding region: 44-295 (83 amino acids)
Source: RefSeq, a predicted model, not a curated record
CGUGUACGAAGGAUUGUCCAACGGAGCAUGGAAGGAGUCGACGAUGGACCAGGCGCCCGAAGCUGUAAAAUACGCCAAUCAAACCAAAGCCAUCAUACCACAGAGGGAUACCAGGGGUUCCGUCCAAGGUGGUGUCGUCCAUCCUAGUGAAGGAGGAAGAGAGAGCCCUACAAGUUCAAAUCAAUGCCACGAGAUGACCAUGAUUUUCAUGGUAGAUUUGUCAAAUUCACACCAGGAAAGGACUGAACUGCAGAUUAUCACGAGACAUCUAGAAUUAUUUUUUGCAAACAAAUAAUGAAUGUUGCAACAUACACAGAGAUUAUGUAUAAUCUAUAAGGUUUAAUCAAAAGUAGACACAUUUGAAGCAGGGGUGCAAAACAUUUAGAGCCACAACAUCAAUGCUGUUUGGUGCAAAGAAUCCAGAAACAAAAUGAAGUAGUCAUCGCCAAGGCAAGCAACAAUACCACAGUAAA